Messenger RNA from Strongyloides ratti, 219 nucleotides. RefSeq lists its product as hypothetical. Bases 1 to 219 code for a protein of 72 amino acids. The record is from RefSeq and is a predicted model, not a curated record. The transcript has 2 exons. Lineage: Eukaryota; Metazoa; Nematoda; Chromadorea; Rhabditida; Strongyloididae.
AUGGUUUAUCCAUUUGAGCAGACAAAGAAGGGAUACAUUUGCCAUUUUUGUUGGUUAUGUUAUAGGGCUGCUACAAAUUACACUAGUGGUAGGAAAUCUCUUCGAACAAUAUUGCUUUGUCACAGAUAUUUCUUCUCGGGACGUCCAUUCGUUUUUCAGGUUUUUAAAUAUUGGAGUACUGUUUUCAAGUUUGAGUUUAAAUAUUAUUUUUUAAAAUAA